AUGAACGCCCCAGCACAAGGUGAUCCAGCUUCGAAGCCAAUAUUGAUCAUCCAAGGCUGGAGCGAUACUUCAGUUCUCCCUCAAAGUACCUUAGAGUCAUUCCAAGCAACCGUGAAUGCAGGAAAUGUUGCAUAUUUGAAGAGAUAUCCGGGACUGGAUCACUCUGCGACAAUCACAGCUUCUAGUCCUCUGUGGUUGAAAUAUCUAGCUGAAUUGUUUGCUCAUGAGAAACAACCUCGCAAGUCAUCGGAUACCACGAUUGUGCCAUUCAAUUUGAACGUGGCCAAAACCCCAUUGGAGCUUCCUCUCAACGAGGAACCUCUGUUGAGCCUACUGGGAUGA
This is a messenger RNA of Botrytis fragariae, 342 nucleotides long. RefSeq names its product putative prolyl aminopeptidase (secreted protein) protein. Lineage: Eukaryota; Fungi; Ascomycota; Leotiomycetes; Helotiales; Sclerotiniaceae. Bases 1 to 342 code for a protein of 113 amino acids. Gene Ontology annotation, molecular function: serine-type peptidase activity; triacylglycerol lipase activity. Gene Ontology annotation, biological process: lipid catabolic process; proteolysis. The transcript has a single exon. The record is from RefSeq and is a predicted model, not a curated record.